This is a messenger RNA of Nicotiana tabacum (common tobacco), 1333 nucleotides long. Its product is annotated as ninja-family protein AFP3-like. The record is from RefSeq and is a predicted model, not a curated record. NCBI's taxonomy places the organism in Eukaryota, Viridiplantae, Streptophyta, Magnoliopsida, Solanales, Solanaceae. Gene Ontology annotation, cellular component: nucleus. Gene Ontology annotation, biological process: signal transduction; negative regulation of DNA-templated transcription.
UCCUGUAUUUUUUACUUCCCAACCCUUUGUCUUCUCUUCUAUAAAAAAUAUAACCUUCCACGGCUGACUCCGACCUUCCGGCGACUUAUUUUCCGGCGAGUUUGAAAACUCCGACGAAUUCACUUUACAAGCUUUAUUGGAGCUUUUCUAUUCCCAUUUUAUAAAAAUAUCUCUUUAUUUAAAUUCUACUCCAAUAUUCUCAUUUGCUGUUUAUUUUUUUCUUAAUGGAGAAAGCUGAAGAGAACAGAGGAAAUAGGUGUUUUUCGAGGGAUUUAUUGCAUAAAGUUAUCAAUGGAAAAAGGAAUUAUGAAUUUGAUGAAAAUGUGGGGGGUGAAGAUGAAAUAGAGCUAAGUUUGGGACUUUCAUUGAACGGUAGAUUUGGGGUGGACCCAAAAAGAGAAAAGAGGCUUAAACGUUCUUGUUCCUCGAUAACUAAUUUUGUGUUUUCUUCUGGUGAUUAUAAUAAUAAUAAUAAUAAUAAUAAUAAUAAUAAUAAUAAUAAUAAUAAUAAUAAUAGUAAUGGAAAUGAAAUUCAAUUUCGUGAUGACAUUUACGCACCACUUAAUAGGACGUGUUCUUUGCCUACGGAAACAGAGGAGGAGUGGAGAAAAAGGAAGGAGUUGCAGUCCUUUAGGUGUUUGGAGGCAAAGAGGAAAAGAUUGGAGAAAAUGAAGAAUGCUGUUAGAGUUGUUGUAAAGGAAAAUGAAGAAAAUGGGAACUGUUAUAGUAAGGGUGAAACUGGUGGUACUUUUUUGCAGUCUUCAGUGGGGUCGUUGGGAUCACAGGGAAGUGGUUCUGGUUCGUCAGGUAUUUCUGAAUUUGAGAGUCAUCAACCUAUUCAAGGGCGGAGUGAUAGUACUGAAGCAAGACCUCCAGCCAGUGGCCAAUCUCCAGAGCACGAACAGAAAUCGGUCGCAAUAGCACCUGAAACUAGUAAUGAGAAAACACGAGUCUCGUUCAGAAAAACUUGCAAGGAAGCUAAAGAAAUGUUCAAAAACUUCAUGCUGAAAAUGCCUUGUGUUUCCACAAGAGGUGAUGGACCAAAUGGGAAGAAAAUUGAAGGAUUCUUGUACGGAUAUAAGAAGGGAGAGGAAGUCCGGAUAGUUUGUGUUUGUCAUGGUGACUUUCUAUCCCCAGCUGAGUUUGUUAAACAUGCUGGUGGAGGUGAUGUACAACACCCUUUGAAGCAUAUUGUUGUUAAUCCUUCUCCUUUGUUGUAACAAUGGGCCUACGCCCAAAAAGGGAUUAGCUUUAUCAUUGUUAGUUUUCCUUUUGUUUUGUGAACUAAGUUCCUCAAUCAAGUUACAAAGGUUAAGCAGAUAUAUUUUGUGUA